This is a messenger RNA of Bicyclus anynana (squinting bush brown), 1429 nucleotides long. RefSeq names its product facilitated trehalose transporter Tret1-like. Gene Ontology annotation, cellular component: membrane. Lineage: Eukaryota; Metazoa; Arthropoda; Insecta; Lepidoptera; Nymphalidae. Gene Ontology annotation, biological process: transmembrane transport. The transcript has 7 exons. The coding region runs from base 1 to 1422 and encodes 473 amino acids. The record is from RefSeq and is a predicted model, not a curated record. Gene Ontology annotation, molecular function: transmembrane transporter activity.
AUGUCAGUUGAAGAAACUAAAUACGCUUACACUAUAGUUGAACAGGACAAAGUUAAAAUGGACAGUAGCAGUAAUAGUAGAAGCAUAAAAUUCCAGUUACUCAUCGUCGCUUGCAUAAACAUUGGCCAGAUAAUCGUCGGGUACAGCGUCGGCUGGUCGGCUCCCAUCAUACCAAAGCUGCAGGACCCGGACCAGACCCCACUGCCGGACCUCAUCACAGACUUCCAAGCGUCAUGGAUAGGUUCCUUGCUAUACAUAGGAGCCAUGGUGGGGCCGUAUGGUACGGGGUUCCUCUCAAACCACAUAGGCAGGAGGCCAUGCCUGAUGAUCGGUGCUGUCCUCAACAUAGUCGCGUACAUCCUGGUCGUGACCACCACCAACCUGGCCAUGAUCUACGCGAUCAGGAUAGUCAGUGGUCUAGGGAUGGGCAUCACAAUCGUUGGGAAUAUUGUCUACGUUGGUGAGAUUGCGUCCACUCACAUUCGAGGGAUUCUCCUAACGUCCACAUCAAUCGUCGGUAUAACUGGCACGCUCAUAGUUUAUGCGGUUGUACCCUUUGUGUCAUACGUAGCGACUGGAUGGAUAGCGCUAGCUAUCUGUCUUCUUCAUAUUGUAUCUCUGUUCUUUAUACCAGAGUCACCGGUGUACUACGCUAUGAAGAAUGAAGACGUAAAAACAGCAAAGACACUGCACCUAUUAGGAAGGUCAUCAGACGUGCAGAAAAUUCUGGAAACGUAUUCAAACAAAAAGAAAGCAUCUUCACUGAAGGACUGGAUAGAAAUAUUCACAAUUAAAUCUAACAGAUGGUCUCUGUUUAUUACAUUUAUGUUGGGUGCAUUGCAGCAACUCAGUGGUGUUGCGGUAGUAUUGUUCUUUGCAACUACGAUAUUUGAGUUGGCUGGAUCGUCUAUAAGAUCGGAUAUUGCUACAAUAAUUAUUGGAGUGACCAGAUUAGUGUCAAGUCUUAUUGCUCCAUUGUUUAUUGAGAGAUCUGGGAGGAAGAUUCUAUUGCUGUGCUCUAUGAUGGCUUGUGCAUUGAGUUUGGCAGUCCUUGGCCUGUAUUUCUACCUGGAUAGGAUACAGAGUGACGUACUUGAGAACAUCGGAUGGCUGCCUCUCUUCGCUCUUAUUAUAUACUUCUUCUGUUAUGAAGCUGGUUUCGGAACAAUACCAAACGCCAUAGUAGGCGAGAUGUUCCGAGCGAACGUUCGCUCGAACGGUUCUUCGCUCGCCAUAACCCUGACUUGGCUCGUUGGGUUCGCUCUCACCACCAGCUUCACCACCAUGGUGGAGAACUUGGGCGGUGACGUAACAUUCUGGAUCUUCGGCGGCUCUUGCGUUUUCUCUUUUCUCUUCACACUCUUCUGCGUGCCGGAGACGAAGGGGAUGACACUGAAAGAGAUACAGGAUAUGUUGAGUUAAUAAAGUU